This is a messenger RNA of Coregonus clupeaformis (lake whitefish), 3993 nucleotides long. RefSeq names its product myelin regulatory factor (gene myrf). The transcript is spliced from 24 exons. Gene Ontology annotation, cellular component: endoplasmic reticulum membrane; nucleus. The record is from RefSeq and is a predicted model, not a curated record. The coding region runs from base 1 to 3135 and encodes 1044 amino acids. NCBI's taxonomy places the organism in Eukaryota, Metazoa, Chordata, Actinopteri, Salmoniformes, Salmonidae. Gene Ontology annotation, molecular function: sequence-specific DNA binding; DNA-binding transcription factor activity. Gene Ontology annotation, biological process: positive regulation of DNA-templated transcription; protein autoprocessing; central nervous system myelin maintenance.
AUGGAGCUUAUUAGCGGGAACGUGGUUGAUGAAACCGAAGCGUUACAGAGAUUUUUUGAGGGUCAUGAUAUUACCAGCUCCUUGGAGCCAGCGAACAUUGACACCAGUAUUCUGGAGGACUACAUCACUAAGGAGGACUACAUCAGUAAGGAGGACGACAGCACUAACAUCUGUUUCUCUGAGGUCCACAGCGGUGCCCCAGGCCCUAACUCCUACUCAUCAACCCAGGCCGGAGAUUCCUCUUCUGGGGGUUUGCAGUGUGGCGUGAGCCCCACUAUUCUCCUCCUUCAGGGAAACCCCCACCCCCACCCCCACCCCCAGCCCUGCCAAACACCCUACCCCCCGUCCCUGGGUCUGCUGAGACACAACAACUACCCCUGCCAGGGGCAACAGAACCACCAGCAGAACCACCAGCAGCAGCAGAACCACGUCAAGCCUGAACACAGAGGACACUACGCACCAGGGACGCUCCCUGAGUCCCCCCCAGACUCCAGCUCUGAGCCAUACUCCCCUCAGCAGGUCAAUGACAUUCACAUGCUGAGGACCAUGACACCAGAGAACAUGUGUCACAUGACCCCGCCGCCGCUCCCCCCGCACGGCCACGGUUAUCCCAACAUGCACCGGGACAUGUACAUGAAGCCUGAGCCAAUGAUCUCGCAGUACCCCAUUGGUCCCGCCUCCAAUGGGAGUGGCCAGGACCUGCAUCAGAGCCAGAUGAUGCAUCAACUAUUGCAACACCCACAACAGGGGCAAGAUGGGAUACCAGUCCACCAUGCGAAGAAGAGGAAGCAUUCGGACUGUCCUAACAGCACCCUCAACUCUCAGAUCCUCACAGGUAUCAUCAAACAAGAGCCAGGUUUGAUGGUGGAUGCUGAUAACUCGUACCUGGACCCUAACUACCAGUGUAUAAAAUGGCAGCCGCACCAGCAGAACAAGUGGACUCCGCUGUAUGACAUCAACUGCAAAGAGCUCCCGAUGCCCACCUAUCGCGUUGACGCUGAUAAAGGCUUUAACUUCUCCCUGGCGGACGACGCCUUCGUGUGUCAGAAGAAAAAUCACUUCCAGGUCACCGUGUACUGCGGCAUGCUGGGAGAUCCCAAGUACAUCAAGACCAGCGAGGGCCUCCAGCCUAUCGACUGCUUCUAUCUCAAACUCAAUGGGGUUAAGCUGGAAGCCAUGAACCAGUCCAUCAACGUGGAGCAGUCCCAGUCAGACCGCAGCAAGAGACCAUUCAAACCAGUACUGGUGACACUACCCCCGGAGCAGGUUACCAAGGUAACAGUGGGACGACUACACUUCAGUGAGACCACAGCCAAUAACAUGAGGAAGAAAGGCAAACCCAACCCUGACCAGAGGUACUUCAUGUUGGUGGUGGCGCUGCAGGUCCAGGCCCACAGUCAGAGCUUCACGGUGGCCGCGCAGGUGUCGGAGAGGAUCAUCGUCAGGGCGUCUAACCCAGGUCAGUUUGAGAGUGACAGUGAGGUUCUGUGGCAGCGCGGCCAGCUGGCUGACUCAGUCUACCACCACGGCCGGGUCGGCAUCAACACCGACCGGCCAGACGAGGCCAUGGUCAUCCACGGCAACCUGAAGGUCAUGGGGUCACUGGUGCACCCUUCGGACAUACGGGCUAAAGAGAACGUCCACGAGGUGGACACUACAGACAACCUGAAGCGGAUCAGUCAGAUGAGGCUGGUUCAUUAUCAGUACAAGCCAGAGUUUGCUUCCAGCAUGGGCAUAGACACCAGCCCAGAGACUGGAGUGAUAGCUCAGGAUGUGCAGCAGAUCCUGCCUGAAGCCGUGAAGGAGGGAGGAGACGUGAUCUGUUCCAAUGGAGAGACCAUCCCAAAACUACUGGUGGUUAACAAGGACCGUAUCUUCAUGGAGAAUGUUGGUGCAGUAAAGGAGCUGUGUAAACUGACUGACAACCUGGAGACUCGUAUAGAUGAGUUAGAGCGCUGGAGCAGGAAGCUGGCCAAACUCCGUCGUCUGGACAGCAUGAAGAGUACUGUCAGCGGAGGCACCAUCAGCCAAUCAGGAAGCCAGUUCAGCAGGACAGGAAGUGGUCCCCUGAAGAAGAAGACAGUCAAACCUGGGAGCAAGAGUCCAACUCCAAAGCAGGGCUGCAUCAGCCACAGGUUCAUGCAGGGAACCAUUCUGGCUCUAGUCAUCGUCAUGGCCUUCAGCGUCAUCUCCAUGUCCGUACUCUACGUGUUGACACUGCACCACAGAGGGGACGUCAUCGAGAAAGACGGGUCCAGGUCUGCAGUGGAAUCAUCUAGAAGGGUGGCCUCCGCUCCUCGAUCCACCACCUCAACACUUCAAGAUACAGUCCCACCCUCUCCUUCACUGGCCAAUCCUGCAGCUUGCUGUCCACCUGCCACAAACAACCAGUCAGCAACUGCUCUGUCGCCAAGCAACAACCAGUCUACAUUGGAGCUGAGUAGUCUGGUCCCAACGCUGGGCGGUAUCAACAAGAAGGCCAGGUCCAGGCCUAUGGACAAGGACGGACACUAUCGGAACCGUCUCAGCCACACCUCCGCCCCCAUGUACCUGUCCAAGGCUAAGAGACCCGCCCCCGGGGGGGACCUGGGGGGCGUAGGAGGGGCCACCAAUCGGCUGCCUGGAGGCCAGCAGACACUGCCCCUGCCUCGGAGACAACGCAGGGACAACACACACAGCAGCACAGAGGAGGAAGCAGGACGAAGAUCUUCUCCCUCCCUUAUAGAUCUGCACAUCCUGGAGACAGACCAACAGAUGUCAUCACACAACUGUCCACAUCCCGACAGCUGCAGCUAUUCCGUGUCACUCCAAGGAACCAGGAACUCCUCCACGUCCCGAAUCACUCUACACAUGACUUCCAGUGCCAGUGUGUGGGUCAGACAGUGUGGAGCCACCAGAGGACGUCUGUGUCCUGACCACACAGAGACAGAGCUCUAUGCCGGAGAGAGAACAGUUACCAAGGGGACAGAUCACCUGUGGUCAGUACCUGUACUGUCAUUCCAGGACGUCACCUAUCACUUCAGAGUGGCCCAGUCUAGGAAAGUGCGGUGUGGCGUCGAGGAGGGGAACGUAUCCGCCCCCACCACACCACCAUACUCGGACUAUUACUUCCUCAUUCAAAGCAGCUGCGAAUGAGAGGACAGGGAACCAAUCAUGCAAACUAGUAUGCUGCUUUGAACGUAUCCCGAACGGACCCAGGGUAUCUUAACUACUACACCUCCACCACAACUCCUAUCCACCACAACUCCUAUGCACCACAGCUGAUAUCCACCACAGCUCCUAUCCACCACAGCUGAUAUCCACCACAACUCCUAUGCACCACAGCUCCUAUCCACCACAACUCCUAUGCACCACAGCUCCUAUCCACCACAACUCCUAUGCACCACAGCUGAUAUCCACCACAACUCCUAUGCACCACAGCUCCUAUCCACCACAACUCCUAUGCACCACAACUCCUAUCCACCACAGCUCCUAUCCACCACAGCUCCUAUCCACCACAACUCCUAUCCACCACAACUCCUAUCCACCAGCCAAUUUAUAGCAUCCUUACACAUUUUACUGAACUUGUUUCGUAUCUACACUCUAACCAUUCCUUAUGACUGAAAACAAAACCCUGUUUUGAACGAAUGGUUAAAUGUUUAAUACACUGUAAAUUACAUUUGGUUCUAGAACACUGUGGCUUCGUCCCAAAUUGCACCCUAUUCACUAUAUGGAGCACUACAUGGGGAAUAGGGUGCAAUUUGGGACACAUACUGUGCCUCGGCAAAUGAUAGGGGAGUCACAGAUGAUCUCAGUGGCAUAUCACGAGUAACGUUAUAUCACAGAUGAUCUCAGUGGCGUAUCACGAGUAACGUUAUAUUACAGAUGAUCUCAGUGGCGUAUCACGAGUAACGUUAUAUUACAGAUGAUCUCAGUGGCGUAUCACGAGUAACGUUAUAUCACAGAUGAUCUCAGUGGCGUAUCACGAGUAACGUUAUAUUACAGAUGAUCUCA